Messenger RNA from Eruca vesicaria subsp. sativa (arugula), 1499 nucleotides. The record is from the annotation of a GenBank genome assembly. NCBI's taxonomy places the organism in Eukaryota, Viridiplantae, Streptophyta, Magnoliopsida, Brassicales, Brassicaceae.
UAAAUAUCUACUGCUAAAUUGUGAAUCAAAUGUGUAAAGCUAUAAGACCAACCAAUCAUAUCCAUAAUAUUUCAUUUUUUGUUAAUACAUAAAAUCGUUAUUUUAAUAAUUAAUAAUAUAAAAGUACUUAUAUACUAGAAUUCAUACUAUUUUUUUAUGUAUCAAAUAAAAAAUGUAACAAUCACUAUACAAAAAUGCGCCAAUCAAUAUUGAUAGUUAAGCUAAAAUUUAUUAUAUAUGUUUUAUGUGAUAUAAUAUAAAUUUAUAUAGUAAAUAUUGAAAUUCAUGAAUAUCGUAUACAAGUUUUUUAUAAAAUUAAAAGAAAUGCAGUUUAUAUGUAACUUCUUAUAAAUAAAAAUAGUAUUAGUAAGAAAAAUACAUUUAAAAUGAUCUAAAACGCAUGCAAAAUUUUUACUAGAUGAGAGUGAUAUGAAGACGGAGAUAGACUGGAUACCAUCGAUAAACACCAUACAGCUAAAAGACUUUCCAGACUUCAUCAUCGAGACAGAUCAUCAACACCUCAUGCUCAACUUCAUCACCCACGUCACCCAAUCAUCCAAACGCGCUUCCGCUAUAAUCAUCAACACAUUCGAAAACCUCGAACACGACGUCGUCUCAUCUCUCCAAUCAAUUCUCCACCCACGUAUCUACCCAAUCGGACCGUUACCGAUCCUCGAAAACCGGGCAAUUAAAAAAGACAGCGAGAUCGGACGGUUGAGAUUAAAUCUAUUCGAAGAGGAAACCGAAUCUUUAAUAAAUUGGCUCGAUACAAAGGGGAGGAAGCGUGUGGUUUACGUUAACUUCGGGAGCAUAACGGUUUUAACGAGGGAACAGGUUCUAGAGUUCGCGCGGGGGUUAGCGAUGAGCGGGAAGGAGUUUCUCUGGGUGGUGAGAUCGGAUCUCCCGGCGGAGUUUCUCUCCGAGACGGUGGAUCGUGGGAAGGUUGUUACGGGGUGGUGUUGUCAGGAGGAGGUGAUUUCGCAUCCUGCGAUCGGAGCGUUUUUGACUCACUGUGGAUGGAAUUCGACUGUGGAGAGUGUGGUCUCCGGUGUUCCGAUGAUCUGUUGGCCGUUUUUCGCGGAUCAGUUGACGAAUAUGAGGUUUUGUUGCGGGGAGUGGGGGUUGGGGGUGGAGAUUGGGGGGGAGGUGAGGAGGGAGAGGGUGGAGGCGGUGGUUAGGGAGGUUAUGGAUGGAGUUGAGGUGAGGGAGAAUGUUGAGGAGUGGCGGUGGGUGGCGGAAGAAGCUUCGGUGUCACCGUGUGGUUCGUCGUUUGUUAAUUUCGAGACGGUGGUUAAUGAAGUGCUUAUGGGUGACGGUUAGAGCGCAAAUUUUUUUGUUUAUAUGUCUCUCACUGUCAUCUGAGCUGGUUUGAAUGAAAAUAAACUCAGAUUUUCUAAAUAAAAUCACAGUUCAAAAAUAUACCUGCAAUGAUGUAUACUUUUUUUUUCUUUGUUUCUCACUUUGUUAUAUAUAUAGGCAGACCCUGAGAUUUAAGAGGC